AAGCGGGAGCCUGCGAGGCUUUAGUGCAGCAGGGGCCGAGGGUGCCGGGGCGGGAGGGGUGCGGAGCUGCUGGAAAGGGUCUCGGGAAGGCCGGAGGUAAGUGAGGGGGCCUGGGCAGCGGGAGAGAAUGUGGGAACGGCAGAGGGCUGGGGAGGGCGGCGGGAAGGGUUUGGCUGGGUGGCUGGGAUGGGGAGAACUUCCCCGGCGAGGGGGGCUUGUGCUCUGGUGCCGGGCGGGGACGCCCCUGCCGCCUCUCCUGUUGCGACGUCGCGUUUGUCUUGGUGCAUCGUGCCGAAACGUUACUGCCGUCGCUCCGCCACACUUAUGGUUGGUGAUGCCAUUCCCUAUCGUAUCUUGACCCAUCCUUGAAAUAUCCCUGUCCUGUUGUAAUGGUUGUCGUGGCACAUCUGCGCUUCAUUUCCAUCACGAGAGCCUUGUGGUGACCACGAUGUGGGAAGAGGACGCUGGGAAGACAUCAAGGUAGCAGGCUGCUCUGUCGCAGGAUCUUGGAACACCGCUAGCUGAGACAGCUUCUGUGGGACAGCAAGGCUUCGCUUUCAGGGUAUUUCAGCUUGCUGCAUGAGGAAGGUGCCGUCUGGCCUGCCUGCCAUCCCAUCCAGAAUGGUUUGGUCUUUGCCGCUGCCUUUGGUGGAACACCAAGGGUGCUGCAUUCGUCUGUGCUGAAGCGUUACUUCGGCACGUUGAACGGCUGAUGUGACAUGCUGAAGUGCCGCCCUGGCACGCUGCACCACGUUGCCAUUGUGCACGCAGGUCUCUCUCUUGGGGAGAUCUGGGAGCCAUCGCUCUCUCAUAGAUGACGUUUGAACUGUGGAGUAUCUCUGCUGUGACAUUGCAACGGCGUGCUUUCGGGGCACUGAUUUUCCUGGGCAGUGCAGGAGAUGACCUGUGUGUCAUGUCCUCUGAUCGUUUUGUGCUCUUUCAGGUCCAUAGCUUACAGGACAACUCCAUUUCCAUCCAUACCAUUUCCCUCUGGCUACAGCUGGAGUUCAUAGAAAACAGACCCAUGUCAAGUAGUAUGGGCAAGGCAAAGGAACAAGGAACACUUCUCUCACUGAGUCUGAAAUAUGUGUUACACUGGCUCAGGAAACCACCUUAGUUAUUAAAGUAGUAACACUGGAAAGGGAAACCUUCUCUAUCUUUCCUCACUUUCUUGCAAGAGUGGUUUCAGCCUGAAGGGUUUUCUCUGAUAGUUCUCUGGACAAACAAUCUGCCUUGCCCUGGGAAAUGGCUUUGUCAGUGCAAAAAGCUCAGGCUCUUCCUCUGCCUGCGUUUUCUAAAACAUGGCUGUUGCUUUGUUCCAUGUACUCAAAAACUUGAGUACAGAAUUAAGGAGGGAGUGCUGGAGUCAUCCAGAAAUACAAAUGUGAGAGCGAGUAAUUGGUCAGCCUCUCUGUAACUUUUGAGAGAGGGAAGUUACUCUCAUGCCUGAGAAGGAGAAACUAGUGGAAGGAAAGCAGCUGCUGGAAAACUUAAACCAAGAUUAAAGGAAUUUAAUCUCCCUUUUCCCCCACCACGAUUAAAUGGCCCAUGGAUGUAGGAGCCAUUUUCCAGCAUCAUGCUGCACUGUCAGAAUAAAUGGAGUUCACCGCUGUGACCUUUCCUGGUGACCAAAACUGUCACUAGCAAUAGGAGCAUUUACACCUUGUCCAAGAACCAUUCUUGAUCUGGAGAAACCUGGUAGUGCCUCAGUGUUGCUGCUGCCUUUCUGACGCACGUAAUGCUGUUGCAUUUUCUGCCUCCUGUGUGACGUGGAUUUGAAGUGUCAAGCAGCAGCUACCUCGCCUUCAUGUCCAACUUCACGCCUAACUCCACAGCAUGUGGCAUCAGCAAUCAGUGUAAUCAGGAAUAUUCUCUCUGUCAUCAUUUCCUAGACCCACCUUUCUCCCCUACUCCUUUGACUUUGACUCUUGUUUCUGUGGUCUUCUGGAUUUGUAAAUAAUCUGAGGGAUCAUUCAGUUUCACACAUGUUUAAAUUUGGGUGUGGAAUGGGCCAUUUGCUUUGUCUGUUGCUUCUUUCUUCUUUUCUCAGCCCAAACACAGCAGUGCUAGUUAUUUUAUGGCGACUCCAGCUCACAGCAGUUCCCGCUUGCUCUAACACUAUGUUACUACUUUGGGGAAAUAAACUCAUGAUUAGUUACUGAAUUGUCAUCCUGUCGUACUGACUAUUACUCUUCAUUUCAGCACCUGAUCAUUAAUAUAAGAUCUCAUUGGUCCUGAAGUAUUCUUGACAUCUUUUCAAGCCAGCCCAUCCACCGCUAACAGUUUCAGUCUUUGUUUUCAAAAUCCUUUGCAUGCAGCUCCUUAUUGAUCCCCGUGCAAAGGAGUCACAAUCAAUAUAUAGAUCAUUGUCUCAGGAAAGAGAGUUCUGCAGAUUGCUCAAGACUGGUGGGAGUAAGUGUAGGCCACACCCUCAUCCUUUUCAUGAAACUGGGGUUGUUUGCUUGGAAGGAUUUAUCCAAGAGGGUUUUGUACUUGGUCACAUUCCAGCAAAGCCCAACAAAGGGGCAUUGACACUUUCCUGAGUUACAAAGCUGUUUCCCGGUGUGACCAUCCUCAAAAUGGAGGCUGUCUGAAUCCUUUCUGUCCCCUUUUCCUUUCAUUAUACCAUAAACUCCUCCCUUUUCUUAGUGCACACGGGCACUGGGCUCUGUCUGCAGCCAGACAGAGUGGUCUCCAGUAGGGUUAUCUUGCUGCUAAUAAUCAGACCCUUGGGGAUGGUGAAUUAGUGCACAGUGUGUGCUCCAGUUGGACUAAAGGCAUCCUCUUUUCACCGGUCCUGGUAGAGGAAGGAGCAAGAAUUCCAUGGCUGCUUCACAGAUCCUUUCCCUCCCUCCCUCCCUCUCGGUCCUGCUCUUGUAUGGCAAUGUCAUCUGCCUUCCAGGCCAACCGUUAUCGUAGCAGUAAUUAUACCUGGAAAAUAGCUGCCUCUCUAGUUGUUAUGGAAUUUGCAAUAUGUGUGUUAACACCUGAAGGCACUAACUCAGAAACCAAAGUCUGGGGUGGCUUUUUUGGUAUGUACUUUGCUGUAUUGUUAGAGGAUGAAUUUUGAUGUGAAGCUGUACUAUGUUUUCUUAAAUAAGUUGUAAGAGCCUCAUACUGAAGCAUUGUAGAUGUCCUGGCUCCCACUGACUAAGAGAGGAGUAAUGGUGCACGGCUGAGAUUAUUAAUGGCUGAGGAUCAUAAAAAGAUGUCAUUGGUGACUGGGGGACUGACACUAUGAUUUUCUUCUGCAGUCGGAUGCUCUCAGUCACCCAAAGGCAUUGGUUAAUUACCUGCUUGCUCCCUACCUAGGCUGAACUUGAUGAACAGCAUUUCCAUGUACAGCAGCCCAAGGAGCAGCAGAUGUUCUGGGUUGUUUUCCAGGCCUCAGCCCAUACUGCUGCCUGAACUUCUGACCGAGCACUGAAUGCCCGAAAGCAGGUGCCUGUUCUCGGUGUCUACCUGUCUCACCCUUUCCCGCCUCACCUGUGCCACUCGCAGUCCUCCCAGACUCCUUCGCUGCCUGCUCAGCUCUAAGUUUCUUUGCUCACCCCUCUGAGCUUUCUGGAUGCGGUGAGGCAUUAGGUAGAAGCCAGCAUGUUGUGGCUGGCUGCUUCUGAUUGCCUCUCCAAAGAGUGGGUCAGUUCUUAAAAACGCUGUGUUCAAACAAGCAUGAUGUGUGUGUUUAGAAUAAUGGCUUAGGGUCAAAGUCCUUCUUUUAAGUGAAGAUGUAAGCCAUAAAGAUCUGAGGUCUUAAACUUGUGAGAGGAUAAAUAAUUAGUGGAGUGCUGAAGGUAAAAAAGAUAAAAUGGAAACACCACCAUAUGCAGUUAGAGACUGAGGGGAAGGUGAUGAAUCCAGAGGAAAGGAGGCCUGGAAGAGCUGUUAAAUACACUUGACUAGAGCUCUUUUUGCACAGCACAGUUUCUACUGCUACCCUGGGUGGUUUCUGUUAAUUUUUGCUUUGAAAUUAAAUUAAUUGCAUUUGCUGUUGGGGUUAAGUGGCUGGAGGCAUGUUACAUUUUUAAGAAGAGAUGUCUCAGCCAUAUUUUUCUCUUUUCUUGAAGGCCUCGGUUGGCAGGCAGAGUCCGAGGGUGGUGCCAUACCCAGCCCGCAGUCUAUGUCCUGGAGAGCCUGGCCUUCAGAGUGCAGCAGUUGUGUCAAUGGGCUCAGCUGAUCAUCGACUGAACCUAGCAGAGAUCCUUUCACAGAACUAUGGUGUACGGGAAGAGAGGGAAGAAGAAGAUGAUACUCAGGAGAAGCAGAAAUCUUUAGAAGAGCUGGAGAAGAGUUUCAGUGCCUCUCAGAGCAGUGAAAUGCCAUUUGAGGAGCUGCUUGCACUUUAUGGCUAUGAGGCAUCUGAUCCCAUCUCGGAGCAGGACAGUGAGAGCAAUGAUAUUACUCCAAAUCUCCCAGAUAUGACUCUGGAUAAGGAACAAAUAGCGAAGGAUUUGCUUUCAGGGGAAGAAGAGGAGGAGACACAGUCUUCAGCUGAUGAUCUGACUCCAUCCGUCACAUCCCAUGAUGCAUCGGACCUAUUCCCAAACCAGCCUGGCUCAAACAAUUUCCUUGCUGACGAAGACAAAGAGCCCUGUUCAUCUCCAUGUGCUUCCUCCAUGGCUGAGGAUUCAGAGGAGGACUCCAUCCCAUCCAACGAGUGUAAGAAGGAGAUCAUGGUUGGACCUCAGUACCAAGCCACUGUUCCCAUCCUCCACUUAAACAGGCACAGCGAAAAAGCCUACGAGAAUGAAGAUCAGCUGCUUUGGGACCCGAAUAUACUCCCUGAGAGAGACGUUGAAGAGUUCCUAUACCGUGCAGUGAAGCGGCGAUGGGACGAGCUGUCUAGCAGCAGCCUGCCAGAAGGAGAGAUGGUGAAGGACAAUGAACAGGCUUUGUAUGAACUGGUUAAAUGCAACUUCAAUGCAGAAGAGGCACUGCGGAGGUUACGGUUCAAUGUGAAAGUUAUCAGAGGUGAGAACCCCCCGUAUUUGGGUUCUACCCCAAACAUCAAGGCACAUGUAACUCUAGAUUCUGUACAUCUCCUCCAAUUCCUCUUUCUUUCUGCUAUAGAUGAGCUUUGUGCCUGGAGUGAGGAAGAAUGUAGAAAUUUUGAACAUGGCUUCAGGGUCCAUGGGAAAAACUUUCAUCUUAUCCAAGCAAACAAGGUCCGCACCCGGUCAGUGGGCGAGUGUGUGGAGUAUUACUACAUGUGGAAAAAAUCAGAGCGCUAUGACUACUUCACUCAGCAGACUCGUUUAGGAAGGAAGAAGUACGUCCUCCACCCUGGAGCCACGGAUUUCACCGACAAUGACUUGGAUGGGGGUGAAGUAGAAAACACCAGUCGUUCUCGGAGCUCCCCACCAAUUCCUUCUGCAGCUAGCUGCCUGGAUUCUCACUUCGGUCAAGAUCAGAUAGCAAUAGAGAGCACAGAGCCUCUGAGCGUGGAGAGCACAGCCUGCAGCCUGGGCAGCAUAAGUGAGUCGGGGCAGGGCUAUGAGUGCAGUACUCCUUCGGAGACGAAUUGUUCCUUCGACCCCACGGAGGAGACGUCCUCAGGCGCCAUCUUGGCUUCCUGCACACGACACACUGUCAACCCCUCAGAAUCGGGGCUCUAUGCUUUGCCGCUGGCAGGACCAGGACUAGCAGAGAAGCAGGAGACGUUACAGAGCUCUGGUGAGACGAUAACCAUGGACUUCACUCUCCCUGCAGACAUUAACGAGGGUUUGCCUUUAAUUGCUGGCCCUGUGGAUUUGGACAGAGACCCAGAGGCAGUGGUGACCCCUGCGCAAGUGUCCUUAUCGGUCACAGAUUUUGGCCUCAUUGGCAUCGGAGAUGUAAAUAGUUUUCUGACUGCUCAUCAGGCUUGCCCAGCACCUGUGGCUCGGUCAGAGCCUUUGUCACAGUGAGAGUCUCCAGUCACAAACUUGUCACAGACCCAGCAAGGACUUCGACCUGACUGAGUGAAAUCCUGGAACUUCCACUGUUCCGUAGGGACAGUUUGGAGCUGUUGGUCAGAAUCCGUCUUUCCAUCCUCCUUGAUCCAAGGCUACAGUGAAACCAAACACCUUUCUGCUCCAGUGUGUUCUGACACAAUCACGCAAAGCUGGUGGCUGUCUUUAGUGAGGGGGGAGAUCCAUCGCCCCCUGCUUCGUUGACCAUGUGUCACCCCAGGUAAUUCCAGGCUGUUCAGAGAGUCCCUGCCUCAGGACAGGGGAAAUGUCGCUUGACCCCAGUGGGACAGUCUGGGUGCAGAGAUGCUUUGAGAACAGGGACGUAUCACCAGCACUUUGGGGGCUGGGAUGGAGGAUGCAGUCUGGAGGUCCGAGAGCUUAGGAAAUCCGCAGGGAGCACAGUCCACCUGGGCUGCAGGGCAGUUUGCCUGCAGAGACGGGCAUGGCGAUGCUGAAGGAAGAUGAGGAGUCUUGGCCCUUCACCCACAGAUAGUGUGUUGCAAUAGAAGUGAUUCUCCCCGUUCCCCUCCCAACAGCCAUCCUGCACUCCUGAGCUGUGGGUCAUGACAGGCACACACACUGCUGUUUUCAAACCUCUCGCAGCUGUGCAUGUCUUCCUGCCCACUCCACCACCAGCUGCAGGUGGGAUGUGGCCUGGCCCAGCCCUUUGACAGAAGUGUCAGGUCUUGGAAAGGGACACUGCGCGGUGCAGUAGCACUGUGUGCACUUAAGUCCUUCUUACCUUCCCUUGUACUGGGAGUAAAGGGAGUUUCUAGACCCACAAAGUGAUGUUGGCCCCAGAGUGGUACAGUGCUGCCACUUCUGUUACUGGUGGUGAAUGACUUGAUCCUUGCUGACCGCUGCAGUACAAGAGGGUAAAAUGCAGAUGAAAACGUCUGUAACUUCCCAGCUUGUUCAAACAAUUUGUCAGCUGUGGGAGGAGGAGGUUGCUUAGCUCCCAGGGCACCAAGUCUAGGACACUGGUGCUAGCACAGAGUCCCAGGAAGGAGAGCACACCAGUCCCUGGGCAUCCCUGCCCCUUUCUGCGUCACAAAAAAAAAGCUGUUUUCUGAAAGGAAAGUAUGUUUUUACUGCCAUUAGCAAUGUUCAAGGAGGUGACAAGGGUGGCCUCGCAUGGCAGCGAGGAGGCUGGCUGCUGUGCAGAGAGCCACAGCGGUGUGUGUGUUUGUGGGUGUGCUGGAGUCCAGAGCUGCUUUGCUUCCCAGAUAUGUUCCAGGUCUGGGGUUUGCCAUUGGCUUAAAUCCACAUGUUCUCAUUCCCCUUUUUUCCAUGCAGGGAAUGCUGUCUGCUGACUUGCUGGGCAAGGCUCUGAUGCAGAUGUUCCCUUCCUCCAGCCAUUUUCUGCAUUUGGGAAGGGGUUUGGGUUGAGGUUUUCUGCUUGUUUUGGUAGAGGCCUGAGGGCUGUGAUUCUGCCGUUGGUUCUGCUGCCAGUGGAUUUGGAAGAUGACUAAAACCAUUAGCCUGCAUCCUCCUUUUACCUGGCCCUGUGAAGUUGUGCUCAGCCCUGCAGUGGGAGCACAGAGACAACAUCAGGCAGCUUCAUGGGAUGACAGGGUCAGACCUUGUCUCUCAUCUUCCAAGCUCCAGACCCAUUUUGUGUGCAUUAGCAGGGGUUUGCUUCGGUCCCUGGCCAGCUCCGCUGAGAGGUGCUGAGCACCCGACACACACACCUGCCUUGACCAGGCAUCACUUUGUCAACCAGACAUGGUAACUGGAGGUCUCCCCUCCAGUUGCUCCCAGUUGCUGGAAAUGGAAAGCAAAUAUGAGUGCCCGCUCCAUAGUGGAACUGCCCAGGCUGUGAUUCCCCUUUUCUGGGGGAGAGAGGAAGCUCCUUGGCUGAAAGGAGAAGAGGAGGCAGGGUGAGAGCACGGGCAGCCCUCCCAGGGAGGGCCAGGCCUUGGCAUCUCCUCUCCAUCAGCCAAGAACAUUCUUAGUUUUCCUGAAACCAUUUUUUCUUUGGUUUGUUUCAAGCCCUAAUGAAAGGAGAGGAGAAGCUGGGGAGGCAGAAAUCUCCCUUAUUUAUGUUCUUCAGUGUUGUUUACAGAUUCGCAUGGGGUCUUUCAACAUGAGUGCGGCGCUUUUUCCACAUAACUUUAAGGGAGAGGGGUGGAAAGGGCUGGGACAGGGAGGGGGAGUCACUUGGGGAGGAGGUUUGGUUUUCAGUUUUUGUUGGGGUUUUCUUUUUCCUUCUCACAAAGCACAUUCACUUUGAGCCGCUCCCAAUGCUGGACUCUUUCCCCCCCCCCCCCCCCCCAAGCCCUACACUGUGAAGUGAUACUGCCUUGAAGACCCCUCGCCGUUAUUUAUUUAAUUAAAAACCUAAUUUGGAAGUGA
Messenger RNA from Aquila chrysaetos chrysaetos, 8306 nucleotides. It is a transcript of the gene MIER2, whose product is annotated as MIER family member 2. Gene Ontology annotation, cellular component: nucleoplasm. Bases 4035 to 5906 code for a protein of 623 amino acids. Gene Ontology annotation, biological process: negative regulation of transcription by RNA polymerase II. Lineage: Eukaryota; Metazoa; Chordata; Aves; Accipitriformes; Accipitridae. The transcript has 11 exons. The record is from RefSeq and is a predicted model, not a curated record. Gene Ontology annotation, molecular function: transcription corepressor activity; histone deacetylase binding.